Molecule: messenger RNA, 1738 nt
Organism: Cololabis saira (Pacific saury)
Lineage: Eukaryota; Metazoa; Chordata; Actinopteri; Beloniformes; Belonidae
Product: histone-lysine N-methyltransferase PRDM9-like
Exons: 10
Coding region: 38-1270 (410 amino acids)
Biological process (GO): regulation of transcription by RNA polymerase II
Molecular function (GO): RNA polymerase II cis-regulatory region sequence-specific DNA binding; DNA-binding transcription factor activity
Source: RefSeq, a predicted model, not a curated record
AUGCGAGCCAGAAAACUUCACACACGUUUGCUGAAGAAUGGCAGAGAAACGAAACACACCACCUCUAACGUUACUUGUAACGGCUCGCCCUAAUAAAAAGGCUAAAAAAAGAAAGCCGGCGGAAGAAAAGGCUGCGGUAAAAAAGGCUUUGGAUAAAGCCCGAGGACAAACCAGGGUAAACAUCGGGCCGGCGUUUGAGCGGUGGAGAGGACUGAAGGAGCUGAAGGGCUUCAGGAGUGAUGCAGAGGUUGCUCUCUUUCUGCUGGACAGCUAUGAGAAGGAUCCAGCAACUUCUACGCCGUCGAGACCCCCGAGGAGACCCCCUCCCCCUCCCCCACCUGGUUCAGCUAUUACAUUGGAGACAACUAUUAAAUCAGAGUCCGACCGCUAUGAGAAGGACCCACCAACUUCCACGCCGUCGAGACCCCCUCCCCCACCUGAUUCAGCUAUUAAAUCUGAGCCUCUGUCCGACCGAGAUUAUGACUUCACAGUAGCUGGGGAUCAGGAGGUAAAGGAGGAGGAGACAGCUCUCCAGCAAUUGGAUGCAAGAGUUCCAUCAAUAGAGAUUGUUGUUGGCAUUGACGAGGAUAAUUCGACUCAAAAUACAGACUCUGAUACUGAACAUUCAGAUGAUGAGAUGGGUUCACCAGCUGAGAUGUCAGUAGAUGUUCCUGAGGAGGCAUCAGAGGAGAACAGCUGCUACGAUGACGGUGAUGAUGAAGACUAUGAGCCCCCGUUUUCUAUUCAGUUUGAUGGUGCCUAUAAAACUAAUAGAUGCCUGAAUCAAGUUCAGUCCACCAGCAAAGAGAACACUACACAUGAUGCUGCAGAGGCGGCGGAGCAGCCAGCAGAGGCAGACAAAAUUCAAAACCUGACUGAGAGCAGCAGCACUGUGCGACCAAGGAAGAGAUACAUCUGUCACACCUGUGGAAGAGAGUUCCCCCGCAACCCUGCCCUGAAACGUCAUCUUGUGAUUCAUUUGGGAGAAAGACCUUUCAAAUGUUUUAUAUGUGGAAGAGGAUUCACCCAAGAUGGAAAUCUCAAAACACACAUGAAGACCCAUAAAGGAGAGCUGCACAAGUGGACGUUAGUGGAAGAGAAGAAAAAGGUUGAAGAACCUCCUGUAACAGCACAUAUUUGUGGAAAGUGUGGAAUGAACUUCCCCGAGAAACAGCAACUAGACGAGCACCGAGAGACUCACAAGAAGCCGUUUGAAUGUCUUGUCUGUGGCAAGACGUACGCGCAGGAGAGCUGCACAAGUGGACGUUAGUGGAAGAGAAGAAAAAGGUUGAAGAACCCCCUGUAACAGCACAUAUUUGUGGAGAGUGUGGGAUGGACUUCCCCGAGAAACAGCAACUAAACGAGCACCGAGAGACUCACAAGAAGCUGUUUGAAUGUCUUGUCUGUGGCACGACGUUCAAGUGGGGAGUUUCUCAUCAGCGGCUUCAUUCAGAAGAUACACCCUACCGUUGUUCGGUGUGUGUGAAAAGAUUUGCGGCACUGCACAGACUCUCCAAAAACACGAGGCAAUCCACACGGGGAAAAAGAACUUUCACUGUGAUCAGUGUGGGAAAUCCUUUUUACACGAGAAUUACCUGAAAAUUCACCUCAAGACCCACACAGGAGAGGACGCACUUGUGCUCAAUUUGUGGUAAAAGUUACUCCAGAGCAGGAAUUCUCAGAGAACACUUGCGAGUUCAUACCGGGGAGAAACCGUAUACGUGUGGGAAAUGUGGUA